CCUUCGAAAAAAAAAAAAAAAACAAAUAUUGCUGGAGAGCCUUCAGCCAAAAGGGCCGGCGUCUCUGUAACAAAGAGCUGACGCGGCCGUUGCACGCUACGUCUCCAUUCUAACGCUUUUGACAACGACAUGUGCUACGCCUCCUCAGCUCUCUCUUCCACCUAAAAGAGUUAAAAUACAGAAAGACAAAUUCCUUCGUAAUCCGAAAGCGCUCUCUCUCUCUCUCUCUCUCUCUCUCUCUCAGAACCUGUAUUGUUUCAGGAAGUGAGCGAAAAAGAAAAAGAGAAUUUCCUUUGCUUUGCCUGUGAAUCUGAUAUUGAUUUGAUAUUGGAUUCUGAGAGUUUUAUAAACGCAAUGCCGGGAGAAGUGGCUUCAAUUCAAGAGGAAGGGAAGGGCAAGAGCGGUUGUGAGGUGGAGACGGCGUCGGAGGACGAGAGGCGAAGGGUCCGGGGUAGAUCUCUGAAAAAGAAGGCAAUGAGCGCUUCCACGAAGCUCUCGCACACUCUUAGGAAGCGCGGGAACCGGGUCGCCGACUGCCGAUUCGCCUCGAUUUCGAUCUACGAUGUCCGCGACGCCAAGGAAGAACAAGCUGUCAACGCGUUCCGCGAGGCAUUGCUCGCCAAAGAUCUCCUCCCGCGUCGCCACGAUGAUUACCACACUUUGCUCAGGUUUCUAAAGGCAAGGAAGUUUGACAUUGAUAAAACUCUCCAUAUGUGGGCUGAAAUGCUUAACUGGAGGAAAGAGUAUGGUGUGGAUUCUUUUUUAUGGGAUUUUGUAUAUGAUGAACGUGAAGAUGUUCAGCGCUGGUAUCCACAUGGUUACCAUGGUGUAGACAGAGGGGGACGACCUGUUUAUAUUGAAAGACUUGGCAAAGUUGAUCCUAGCAAGCUGAUGAAUGUCACCACGGUGGACCGGUUUUUAAAAUAUCAUGUUCAGGGGUUUGAGAAGGUCUUCAGUGAGAAGUUCCCAGCAUGUUCCAUUGCUGCCAAGAGACACAUAGAUUCCACAACAACAAUACUGGACGUGCAUGGACUGAACUGGGUGAGCUUUGGCAAGGUUGCCCAUGAUCUUGUUAUGCGCAUGCAGAAAAUUGAUGGUGACAACUAUCCUGAGACAUUACAUCAGAUGUUCAUUGUUAAUGCUGGUAGUGGGUUCAAAUUACUAUGGAAUACAGCAAAAGGUUUUCUAGACCCAAGGACUACUGCAAAGAUACAUGUUUUAGGCAACAAAUUCCAAAAUAAGUUGUUGGAGGUCAUAGACCCAAGCCAACUGCCAGAUUUUCUGGGUGGAGCUUGCUCAUGCCCGAAUGAAGGUGGGUGCCUUAGAUCUGACAAGGGGCCUUGGAAUAAUCCUGAAAUAAUGAAACUGGUACAUGUAGGAGAAGCAAUGUAUCUGAGAAGGAUUAAGAGUACCUAUAAUGGCGAUGAUUUAGAAGUCAAGUUAUCUGUCUCUAAGGUUGCACGUAGUGAAAUAUCCUUUGCUGGGUCAGGAUCAGACAUGCCUACAAGUGCUUCUGGCGUCAGGCAGUUAAUGCCACUUUGUCGUGAAACGGGUGUCCUGGAAGAAAGGAUGAGUGACCCUGCAUCUACCUGCAGCCUGGUUGAACCGGUUGGUGCUGCCAUAAGGCUUGAAGGUACUUGUUCAACAAGUAGGUUAUCACUCAGCUCCUCUUCUAAUGGCGAUUCAACCAACAAUGGUACCCAAAGAAGGCCAUUGAAGAAGUUCAUUCCCUAUUUAACAACUUUAAUCAUUCGUGUAAUACUCAAAAUAUUAACAUGUGUAUAUCUAGUACUAGCCGGGUUGGGGAGAAUUUUCAGAGUGCAGCGUACAGACAAACCGUUGGGUAACAAUAGCAAACCCCAGUUUUCUGAUUCUGGAUCUGAGGAGCAGCUCAUUUCACAGGCAAUCAAAGAGGACCCACUCUGGCAGAGGCUGCAGCAUUUAGAAACAUUAGUAAAUGACCUGGUUAACAAACCUACAAAAAUUCCUCCAGAGAAGGAUGAUAUGCUUCGAGAAUCUCUUAGUCGUAUUAAAUCCAUAGAAUAUGACUUACAGAAGACAAAGAAAGCACUGCUUGCAACUGCAUCAAAGCAAGUGGAGCUCGCUGACUCACUGGAAGGUUUAAAGGACAACAGCUCAACCAAUACUUGAGAAAUGAUAAUUUUGGAUAGCUUCAAGGCAACCAUACUGCACAAUUUAGGGACAAACUCUUGUUGGCCGAGACAUUGUAAAUCUUAUACCGCAGGAAGAUGAAUAAAUUGUUUUGAGUCACAGUUUGCUGAAGUUGUUGGUACAGGAUGCCUCUAGACUCUAAAAAAAAAAAAUUGCAAUAACUUCCACAUCCGAGUUCAAGCAGCAGAUUCAAAGAGUUGCCAUUUUAGGUGACUUUCUCGUCUCCAUAUUUUGAUGCAAGAUCAUCCCCCCCCUCUCUCUCUCUGAGGAAUCUUCUCAUUUCCAUUUUUUCUCAGGUUCUCUGUGCUGCUAGUUGAAAGUAGUUAUCCACCAAUCAGAGAAAACCACAGGGCCAUUGAACCCAGUUCAUGUAGAUAGGCGUAUGCGCGUGUACAUAAUGUUUUACAUAAAUGUGGUACUCUCUUUUUGGACUGGUACACAAUGUGAUACUUGACUCCACUUGUAUUCAAUACCAACUGUAAAUUUACAAAAAGCAGAGGCCAGGUUCUGCAACAUUUUUCA
Messenger RNA from Alnus glutinosa, 2694 nucleotides. Its product is annotated as phosphatidylinositol/phosphatidylcholine transfer protein SFH9. Bases 355 to 2151 code for a protein of 598 amino acids. The record is from RefSeq and is a predicted model, not a curated record. The transcript has 16 exons. Lineage: Eukaryota; Viridiplantae; Streptophyta; Magnoliopsida; Fagales; Betulaceae.